Messenger RNA from Wickerhamiella sorbophila, 1212 nucleotides. Its product is annotated as Protein BTN1. The record is from RefSeq and is a predicted model, not a curated record. The coding region runs from base 1 to 1212 and encodes 403 amino acids. Gene Ontology annotation, biological process: regulation of intracellular pH. The transcript has a single exon. NCBI's taxonomy places the organism in Eukaryota, Fungi, Ascomycota, Dipodascomycetes, Dipodascales, Trichomonascaceae. Gene Ontology annotation, cellular component: membrane; vacuole.
AUGCCGAGACUGCCUUGGCUGAUGCAUCGAUUCAAUGCACCCCAACCCCCUUCGACUGGUUCGUACGUCAGCAUGGCUUUGAGCCGGGGGUCCAAUCUACGGGUUGCCAGCAGCUUCUGGGGUUUUGGCUUGCUAAACAAUGUCUUGUAUGUGGUUAUUUUGUCUGCUGCAAUUGAUUUAGUGGGUGCCACUACCCCUAAAGGCGUUGUAUUACUGGCUGACGUCUUGCCCGCUUUGAUCGCCAAAGUCUCUGCGCCGUUCUACAUACACAGGGUCCCGUAUCCUUUACGCAUUUUUUGCUUAGUUGGUUUAAGCUUUGUCGGUAUGCAGCUUGUUGCUGCCGGCAACUCGUUUUUGCCCAUCAUAACGGGCAUUUGUCUAGCAUCCCUGUCCUCGGGAUUUGGCGAAAUCACUUUUCUCGCGUUAACUCACUUUUACGACCGUAACGCGGUUCAUGGGUUUAGCUCUGGAACAGGUGCGGCCGGUUUGGUGGGCAGCUUUCUUUUUAUGUUAGCCACUACUGUGCUACAUGUUUCGACCCGAUGGACGUUAAUCCUUUUCAGCAUCUCACCAUUUGCAUUCUUGUUGGUAUUUUUCAAACUCCUUCCGCCCCGCGAUUAUGUCCCCGUUGAUGUCGAUCUGAACAGUGAUUCUGAACCCCAAAUCAAAACCAUUGACCGUAUCAAGCCACUUGUUAGACCGUUCAUCAUCCCCCUCAUGCUUGUGUACAUUGGAGAGUACGUGAUCAACCAGGGGAUAUCGCCUACUUUACUUUUUGACCUCAACGAUAUGCCUUUUGCGGCCUAUCGGGAUGCGUAUGUUACUUAUAGCACGCUCUACCAAGUUGGUGUUUUCAUUUCAAGAUCAUCAGCACCGUGGGUUCGCAUACAUCAACUCUACCUGCCUGCCGCACUGCAAUUGCUGAACGUCGGAAUCUGCAUUUUGCAGUCGAUGUUCAUGGUAUUCCCUUCUAUUUAUAUUCUCUUUAUUCUUAUGGUCUACGAGGGACUUUUGGGAGGUGCUGCCUAUGUGAACACUUAUAUGCAGGUGACCGAAACGGUUCCAGCAAAGGAGCGUGAAUUUGCAAUGGCAACUGUAGGCAUGAGUGAUUCAGCCGGUAUCACACUCGCGGGGCUCUUAUCUCUCUGGCUCGAGCCCGCCCUGUGCCACUAUCAAAUGCGGCAUGACAGGCCAUGGUGCCAAUUAACCUAA